Actinia tenebrosa (Australian red waratah sea anemone) is the source of this 1488-nucleotide messenger RNA. RefSeq names its product N-chimaerin. The record is from RefSeq and is a predicted model, not a curated record. Gene Ontology annotation, molecular function: GTPase activator activity. Lineage: Eukaryota; Metazoa; Cnidaria; Anthozoa; Actiniaria; Actiniidae. Gene Ontology annotation, biological process: signal transduction; regulation of GTPase activity.
AUUUCAUGGAUCAAUAUCUCGAGAAGAAGCUGAUCAGUUAGUCAAAGGGCAAGAUGGGUGUUACCUGGUGAGAGAGAGCCAGCGCCAGCCAGGAAGCUACACCUUAACAAUGAGGUUUGGAGGGGCUUCAAUGCACUUUAGGUUAUAUUAUGAUGGCAUGCAUUAUGUUGGUGAGAAGCGCUUCCAAAGCAUGGAGGACCUAGUGGCAGAUGGUCUCAUCACCAUGUACAUGGAUACCUAUGCAAAGGACUACAUUGAUACCAUGAUGUUACCUGCAGAUAAUGCCAAGGCAGGCAAGGAAGAUUCAUCAGUCUUCAGGGAUAGUAAUCAAGGGUCUGUGACAGAAAAGAGCAAAGCUACUGAUCAGAUUGAUGCUGCUGCUAAGUCUCCAGCUAAAACUAUUCAACCACUUGACAAUAAAAUGAAAGAAAAUAAACCUUCACUUCCUGACCAACUAAUACUAAAAGAGGAUAGGAGAUUCAGUGCUGGCAAGAGGCCCAGCUUUAAACCGGCUUCUUACGCCAAGGACCAUAACUUCAAGAUAAAUUCAUAUAAGGGAUUUCAUUGGUGUGAUUACUGCAAGAAUUUCUUAUGGGGUCUGACUCUGCAGGGAUAUAAAUGUCAAGAUUGCGGAAUGAAUGCUCAUAAACAAUGCUAUAGACGUACAAACAAAGACUGUAUGCCUGACAAAAAAUAUGUUCGAAGACUAUUUGGAGAAGAUCUCACUACAGUUGUUAAGCUACAUGACACUAAAAGGCCGUUUGUCGUGGAUAUAUGUGUACGCGAGGUUGAAGAAAGAGGACUAGACAGUGAGGGAAUCUACAGGGUUUCAGGGUUCGCUGAUGAUAUUGAAGCUCUAAAAAACUCUUUUGAUAAAGAUGGUAUGGCAGCUAACGUUGGUCAAUACGAAGACAUCAACACGAUUACAGGGGUACUAAAACUCUUUCUUCGACAGCUCCCUCUCCCUCUUAUUACGUUCGAGACGUAUGGACAGUUUAUAGAAGCAGCAAAAAUUCAAGACAAGUUUCUUCGAAUUGAAGCACUAGCCAAAGCCUUGACUGAACUACCUCAACCACAUUUCGAGACUAUUAAAUUUCUAAUGGGACAUUUAUACAGGGUAUCACAGCACAAGAGUCAAAAUAUGAUGUCAGAAGAGAACCUUUCCAUCGUGUUCGGUCCAACCAUGAUGAGGUCACCUGAAGGAGAUACCCUUAACACUCUAGACGACUUGAAAUUUCAAAGACUUGCUAUAGAAUUGCUAAUAUCUCAUCAAGAUGUGUUGUUUGAUAGCCAGUGAGACGUUUACAAUGGCAUUAUGGACACCAACGACAAAGUAAGAUGUACCAAGGGAAAAUGAACUACUUUGUUUUCUCUUAAAUGUUUUUUAAAUUUAUGGGGAUUUGUGCAUGCCGGUUUUCAACAUUUUUCAAGGAUGUGUUUCUUAAGCCUAGAACCCUAUUACUGGCUAAUAAAAGUCUUUGAAUCUCA